This is a messenger RNA of Drosophila ficusphila, 4575 nucleotides long. It is a transcript of the gene drd, whose product is annotated as O-acyltransferase like protein. NCBI's taxonomy places the organism in Eukaryota, Metazoa, Arthropoda, Insecta, Diptera, Drosophilidae. Bases 255 to 2720 code for a protein of 821 amino acids. Gene Ontology annotation, molecular function: acyltransferase activity, transferring groups other than amino-acyl groups. The transcript has 9 exons. The record is from RefSeq and is a predicted model, not a curated record.
GUUUCGUCUUGGCGGUCGCUUUACUUAAUUCGCUGACAAACGAUCCGCAGUCUCAUCGAUCGCCGCCGUUACAUCUUUCGAUAUUUCAAAAAAAAAAAAAAAUAAAAUAAAAUAAUAUCAUAGAUAUAAUUAUUUUUUUCUGGUGUUUUUUUACUGCCUUCUCCGUUCUUGUUGAGUGUGUGAUGAUUAUGUGCCAGAGAACUGGAAAGUACUGAAUCGAAAUCGAAAGUUAUUGAAACAGGAUCCUGGACAGGAUGUCUUUGGGUAUUGUUUACCUAUGCCUUCUGGCGAUUAUUGCCAGUGGUCGGGCCCUCGAUGGAGUGGUUCAGCCCACUUGCAAUCUGAAGGACAAUUGCAAUUUGGGCGAUAAUCUCCUGGCAGCUGCCAAUUCCGCCUCAGAAUCCGGCGAUGUCACUGCCGACAAGUUGGAGAGCAAAAUCGCCUCGAUCUUCGAGGAUAAGGUUAACUAUAGUCUCAAGCUGUUUGCCGAUGAUGCCGCAACCACGAUAUUGGAAUAUCAAACGGCCAAUUUGAGUCAGUUGCAUGCCGCUCCACCAGCGAACUACACACUUCACGAACAAAUCGCAGUUACCGAUGACGAGGAGCAAGUGGAGGAGGAUGAAAGGGUUUACUUGUACAAUAUUGGCAGGCGUUUUCUGGCGAUUACGCAACCCUUCGAUCCGGCCAGAAAUCCGGAUGCCUCGUCGCUUUGUCGUCGCCAGAUGCAUCAGUUUCUUAACGCCUUGGACAACUUCGAUCUGUGGGCUCUGAAGAUGCACGAUGCCAGUGGCAAAUUAAACUCGGGCAUUUUAAAUGGCAACAUUAAUCAACCCGGCGAUUUCGAUCAGUGUUUGAGCGUUCAGCAGCGAAUGAAGGAUCUGGACAAGGAUAAGGAUCGGGAUGAGGACUCCAUUAUCCGGGGACAGUACUGCCUGGCAUAUGCUCAACCAGUUCUGCCACACAACUCGAAGCGAUUGCAGAGUUUUUUCAAGCUGAUUCAAUCGCACGGACCUUUCAAAAGCGAGUUCAAUGACCCCGGCCAUCGAGUGCCCCGCUACUCGCUGAUCAACUGGGGUCUUUGUGUCCCAUCCGGCUGCUCCGCCCGCGACGUGGAGUUCAGCAUCUCCGAGUUCCUGGCCAACCAGACAGCCUCCACUGGGAUCACCUUCAACGUGCGUGUCGAGCCGCAGAUGUGCCAGGUGCGGGAUCAGCGGCCUUGGGACAGGAACACCACCUGGGCGGUCCGGUUCUUCCUGCUCGUCCUCUCCGUGGCGGUGCUAUCCACCAUCUACGAUCGGUCCACCAAGGCGCAGCCCAAGCAGAAUGCCUGGUUCACGGCCUUCUCGCUGGACAAGAACCUCCGCUGGCUGUUCAGCACGAGCAGUGCUCCCGGGGACAUCGAGACGGUCCAUGGCAUCCGCUUCCUGAACGCCAUCAUGCUGAUCUUCUCGCACAAGUCGAUGGCCAUGUUCUUCAAUCCGUACAACAAUCGAACCGCGAUGUCCGAAAGUUUGGGACAACCGUGGACGGUGAUUGGGCGAGCUGCCUCUUUGUACACAGAUCCCUUCCUGCUUUUCAGUGGAAUGCUAACGGCUUACUCGCUUUUUGGUCGCCUCAUGAAGCAGCAACCCAUCAGAUUGAAGAACGAAUAUAUUAGUAGGCUGAUGAGGAUUGUUCCUCCUCUGGCCGCCUUGAUCCUCUUCUGCACUUAUGUGCUGCCCUUGUGGGGCAGUGGACCCCAGUGGAACCUGGUGGUGGGUCACCAUGCGGAUAUCUGCAAGAAGAACUGGUGGCGCAACCUUUUGUUCAUCCACAACUACUUUGGCUUCGGCGAGAUGUGCCUCACGCACACCCAUCAUUUGGGCAUCGAUACGGAACUGUUUGCAGUGGCUCCCAUUCUCAUCCUGGGACUCUGGCGGUGGCCACGACGCGGUCUCUUCGUCCUGCUGCUCCUCUGCACCGUGGGAACGGCGGCGAGGUACUACACCACGAUCGUCAACCAGCUGUCCAACUAUAUCUACUUUGGCACCAACAUUCAGAGGUUAUUCCGCACCGCGGACUACAUGUACUCGUUCCCGCCGCACCGCUCCACGGUGUACAUCAUGGGCAUCCUGCUGGGCUAUGUGCUGCGCAAGUACCAGAACGCCAAGCUGAGCAGCCUGCAACUGCGACUGGGAUGGCUGGGGGCCACCGCCUGUGUGCUGGCCUCCCUCUUGGGACCCGCUCCCAUGGGGGACAUCAACUACGUGUACAACUCCACACAUGCGGCCAUCUAUGCCGCCUUUGCGCCAAUUGCUUGGUGUCUGUUCUUCUCCUGGAUCGUUUUCGUGUCCCACAAUGGAUACACAAAUAAACUUACGAAGCUGUUUGCCUGGCGCGGUUUCCAGGUGUCCACAAAGCUGUCGUACGCCAUUUACCUGACGCAGUUCCCCGUGUUCUUCUUCAAUGUCGGCCGAAGGCGUCACAUUCAUCACUACUACAACUUUGUUUCGAUUAUACUCGAUACCAACGAAUUCAUAUCGAUCUUCCUGGCCUCCGUGGCUUUGACGGUGCUCUUCGAUGCGCCGUUCCAGAAUCUGAAGAAGCUGCUGAUCAAGCGACCCGCUGCUGCGAAGGCGACGAAGGAUAUUACAGCUCCUGUGACGGAAUCCCAGGAUGCGACGACAUUAGUAGCCUCAAAGCCCAGCAAUGCCCUCCAUUCGCAUCCGCACUCCGAUUAGUCUGGACCAUAAACUCUUUCUUAGCUGUAACUUGUAAAUGUCUUAGCAUUUAGUGGCAAUAUGUUUAGUAACCCCAGCGAUCAAAGCCCCCAAAAGUACCUCCCCUACUUCCCCUUCAAUCCGUCCAGUCCAAUACAAUCCAAUCCCAUAUCGAAAUACCCCCAAAAAUCCCGCCCUUAGUUUUAGUGGAACGCUUUAUACAUUGUAAAUUGUACUAUUAGUCAAAUCGAGCGACAAAUGAGAACCGAUUCGUAGUCAUAAACCAAUCAAUCACUGCUUGAUGUACGAUAUUAUCUUGCUUGCUAAAUUGGGUUUCGAGAGGAAGUCACUGGAUGAACCCAAUCCAUAUAUGUAUACCCUUAUUGGAUUUGGGGAAUCCAGCUGAGACUCUCGAAACCCAUGUUUCUUAGAAUACUUACGUUACCUUAAGCGAGGUCGAAUGUCGGUUUUUUUUUAAAGGUAAUUUAAUAAAUCAAAUAUAUUAAUAUGUUACAAAAUCUUGAAGUUUUUAAUCCCCAAAGUAUGCAAUAUUCAAUUUCAGAGCAUACAGUUGAAAAGCCAUUGAAAGCUGUCAACAAACCCAGUUACAGUUUGAGACGCAUCAGUGGGGGAUGCCUAAUGUUGGUAAGGUUUUGGGAAUCACUGGAAGAAGGUUGCCAUUAAACUGUAAGACUGGAUCUCUACAUGUGAUUUUCAUCCGAUUCAAGCCAUCAAAUUGACCAAGAUAUGCCGAAUUGUUUAUCAUAAACCAAAAACAUUCUCACAACUAUAGAAAUACUGUCGACGCUAGCGAAUCUAAUUCAAAGAGUAAUCGUCUAUACAUAAGACCUAAUUGUUCAGUCUUAUUGGUCUUUUGUUAUUUAAUCUCUAACAUCUCUUCUCUGUCGAUGUUGAUGUGAACAAAUUGUUUAAUACAUUAAUAUCUUGUAACAAAUAGAUUGAAAGAAUUUAAUUCAUCAGCUCAAGCAGAAACUGAUACAGCUAAAAGUUAUACACACUUAUUGAGAAUUCUUAUUGCGCGCCUCAUCUGUAUCAAUUUUUAUGAUUGUUGAAAGUACUGUUUUGUACAAGCUGUGGUAGAGUUAACUAAAUUUUUAGUUUAAAUAGCAGUUUUAUUCGUUUUUCUAAAUCUUUUUGGCAGUUUCUUUUCCUAUAAGUACCUAUUAUUUGCCAAAGUUUGUACUUAAACACAAUGUAUCGCUCCUCUUUCUGAGAUUUAGAUCUGCCUUUUAAGAACAUAUUAAUGUUUAAAAACUUCUGGAUCGUAGUUUAAGGCAAAACAAAGGUUGUUUUUUAUAUACUUUAGUUUGAAAUUGUUAUAAAUUAAAGGAUUGGGUAAUAGCGCUUACAACAUUUUAAUAAACUUUCGGAGAUCACAAAAAUAAAUAUAACUAUUUAGCACUUUAAGGUUGUUCAUGUUUUUGUAAAAAGGCGCCUGCUUAUUUUUUUGGCUAGGGAAGCUGCAGGUUAUAAAAGGCGAUACGUUGAGUUUAUGUAGCCUUGUUCUUUAGAAAACCUGCAAUUAUUCUCACCAGACGCUAACGAUUUCUGGGGCAACCACGAGGAUUACCUUUCUAGUUGGGGUUAUGUUUUGGAUGUUUAUGUAUAAUCAUUUUGGCGGUUUGGACGCCUGCUUUUCAAGGCAUUUUAGUCACAUUAAAAAAAAACAGCUCGUACCAUUUCACUUUUCUUUCACAAACAGUAAAAAAAUAGUCACCAGAUUCACUUAAUAAAAAAAAACGUUCAUUUAUUAGCGCUCGAGCGAUUUAUUCGCCCAAUAGGGCCAUUUAACUGUGGAUUUGGAUGUUGUUUUCCCGCAGAGCCCGUGGCUGUCGUUCGGCUAGCAGAAUGUAUA